Messenger RNA from Callorhinchus milii (elephant shark), 1485 nucleotides. RefSeq names its product tudor domain containing 5 (gene tdrd5). The record is from RefSeq and is a predicted model, not a curated record. Bases 130 to 1320 code for a protein of 396 amino acids. The transcript is spliced from 8 exons. Lineage: Eukaryota; Metazoa; Chordata; Chondrichthyes; Chimaeriformes; Callorhinchidae.
GGGCUGUAAACCACGUGGUGCGGGGCGGAGCACGUGGUGUGGGCGCGAGAAGAGGCGGGAGGGAAGGCGCUGUGUCAGGAAUUGCGAGAAAAAUCCCAGUAAACGACAAGAUUGUAGGAGUACCUGAGAAUGUCUGAUCAGGAGGUGUUACUGGAUGUUCUAAAGAAGGAGCUGCGUUCUCUGCUGAUUUCUGCUCAAGGUGGCCUGUCUCCAGUUGAGUUAGAAAGUGAUUACUACAAGAUGAUGGGAAAGCGUCUGCCGUUAUAUGCUCUGGGGUACAGAUCUGUGCUGGAGCUAAUCACUGACAUGCCUGAUGCUAUUAAAAUUCACACCUGUGGGAAUGGGAGUCUCAUUCUGAAAGGGAAUGGGGAUGCAACAACAAAGGGAAUUGAAGAGAUGGUGGCAAAAUCAAGGAUCCCUUCCAAAACCAAACGUAACUUGAGAAAGCCUAGGUAUGAUUUCACACAAAAGCAGGGAUUCCUGCCUCGGCGCUGCAACUCCAUCCCUGUUUUACCAGCAUUAGUGAAAUGUGAAAUUCGAGAGCUCCUGCUUUCCUUCCCUGAUGGCAUCCUGCUAUCAGAUUUUGACAAAGCAUUUGUGAAAAAGUAUGGCCGGCCAUUCCAGUGUGCCAGGUAUGGAUUUUACUCCUUGCAGGAGGUGCUGAAAACAGCUGCAGAUGAUAUUGUGAUCCAGCAAACACGUCGGGGUUCCCUGCUAUUGCUGAAGGUCCAGAAUAGAGAGUGUUUUUUUGUACAAGGUGAAUGGCAUUGCCAGUCCAUUGCAAACCACCCUGUUGAGGCAGAAUCAACAUCGGUGCCAUUGAUCCCCCUCAAACCACCCACACAAACAUUUCAGAAGCAGAGCUUGGAGCCUUUGGAUCCAGACAACGUCCCAGGUUCCAACACAGGAUUAGAGUAUUUCGAUGGAGGGAUGAAAAAGCUUGUGAAAGACCUGAAGGCGGUGCUGUUAGAGAAAGGAGUUGGAGGCACUAUUGAUCCAAAAGUGAAGGAGAAAGUCUGGUUUACAGUAGCACAAAGGCCUGAUGGUUUAUUGGCUUCCAGACUCCCUGUGGAAUUUAAGGAUAUUUUUGGGCAGGAGCUUCCACUGAAGGAGUUGGGGUUUUACAGUGUGACGGAGCUCGUUGCUGCCUUAAGUGACAUCUUCUAUGUUGAACGGGAUGUGAAAAAUCAGGACUGGUUAAUCUUUGACAUCAAACGUCACCAGUCACUUCAAACAACAACUACAAAAACCUUGCUGUCAAAUGGAACAGUUGGAGGCUUUCAGGAUGCCCAAGGAAGUGAGGAAGAUUUUGCCUCAUGAAUUUCAGGAACAUUGAUCAACUGCUUUAUCAGUUCUUUCAAAGGAAGAUCAGUGGAAAUACAGCUGAAGAUCGAUAACUAGUGGUGGCUCCUUUGUGGAGAGGCAGCUCAUCAGAGCUGAGCAAGUUCUUGCCCUGAUUCAUGAGGAUAUCCUAGAAAUCCGUGA